UUCAUUUCUGUUAAUUCGCGCCAUUUGUUUUCCCGGUUUCCUGUCUUUUGUUUAGAAACAGGUUAAUCUAUUCUGACAAACAAAAAUUAUUGAAAGUAUAUAAUUCUAAUUAAUUUUAACAAAAUUACCUAGUACUAUGUCGUCUGAGCCCACCGAACCAAACAACGAAAUUAACCCAGAUGAAUCUCAAUUGGAAGAAAGUACUGAAGAAACUGCGGACGCAGAUGAUUCAGCAGGAGUCGUUACUCUCACUUUAAAUGAUGUCUUGGAAUUAGAAGACGAACUUAUAGAAACUACUGGUGCAAUUCUUGGAGCUGCAAAUGAUAAGGCUUGCUCAUAUACAGAGGGAUAUUUAAAACGCCAAGCUUUGUACUCAUGUUUAACAUGUAUACCGGAGGCAAAGGAUGAUCCUGAGAAAGGCGCUGGAGUUUGCCUAGCUUGUAGUUAUCAUUGCCAUGAUGGGCACGAAUUGAUAGAACUUUACACAAAACGGAACUUCCGUUGUGAUUGUGGCAAUAAUAAAUUUGCCGUUUCCAAAAAUAAAUGUAAUUUAUGUGAGGACAAAGCAUCUGAAAAUGAUCUUAAUGUCUACAAUCAAAAUUUCUCUGGAACUUACUGCGUUUGUCACCGACCCUAUCCUGAUGUCGAAGAUCCAGUUCCUGAUGAGAUGAUUCAGUGUAUUAUUUGUGAAGACUGGUAUCAUUCCAGACAUUUGGGAGUUGAAGUGCCAAGUGAUAAUUUUGCAGAAAUGACUUGUGAACUAUGUAUUACUAAACAUGAAUUUCUUCUUCAUUAUGAUGAUUUAACAACUAAUAAAAGCAAGAAAACGACAGAUGAAACUGCAGAAGUAAAUGUAACUGAGACAAAUAAUGAUGAUGAUUCUUCAAUGCCACCAGAUUGUAAAAUGCCAAAGACAAAAUCAGAGAGAUCAACUGCUAGAUUUUGGGUGGAUGCAUCUUGGAGAAAACAACUGUGUACAUGUGAUGAAUGCUUGAAAAUGUACGAAGCUGAAGAUGUUGCAUUUCUUCUUGAUCACGAGGAUCCAGUCCACUUAUACGAGGAAAAAAGCAAAGCCAAGGCAAAGGCUAUGGUCGAAAAUGAAGAUAAGAAAUUUAUAAACUCACUUGAUCGAGUCCAACUAAUUGAAGCAAUCGCAGGAUAUAACGAUCUUAAGGAAAAUUUGGGCCAGUAUUUGAAAAAAUUUGCGGAAAAUAAGAAAGUCGUACGCGAGGAAGAUAUUAAGGAAUUCUUUGAGGGCAUGAAGGCACGUAAGAAAGCUAGAGUUGAAAUUCCAUAUAAUUGUCGCUAAUAAUUUACUGCAUUUUAUUUUUUUUUCUGUCGAAGCAUUUUUUAUACGUAGUGUUGUUUUAAGUAUAUCAUAAUUUCAUAAAUCUUGAUUUCACUGAAAGUACUUAAAUAUAUAAUGUAUGUAGCUACAGGAAUUAAAUAUUUUUUUUCAGUCGUCAA
Molecule: messenger RNA, 1467 nt
Organism: Sitophilus oryzae (rice weevil)
Lineage: Eukaryota; Metazoa; Arthropoda; Insecta; Coleoptera; Curculionidae
Product: putative E3 ubiquitin-protein ligase UBR7
Exons: 4
Coding region: 137-1309 (390 amino acids)
Cellular component (GO): cytoplasm
Molecular function (GO): zinc ion binding; ubiquitin protein ligase activity
Source: RefSeq, a predicted model, not a curated record